UCUCUUUCUUCUUCUCUCUUUCGCUCACCAUCAUCAUCAUCAUCUCUCUUUUUCCUCUGUCUUCUAUUUUUUUCCUUCUCCAUCCUCAUUCUUAUUCUUAUUUUCCUCUGAGCAACUAUUCACUUUAGCUUGAGCUUCUUCUUUAGCUUUAGUUUUUUUCUUCCUUCUCUUCUCUCUUUUUUCUCUAUCUUUCUCUAUCUCUAUCUCUCUCUCUCUCUUUUUCAUCCUCAUCAUCUUCAACUACUCUGAAAGAUUCUGUCAUGCAAGUUAUCAUAUAAUUAUUAUUAUCAUUCAAAGUCUCUGUCUCUCUCUCUCUCUCUCUAUUCCUGUGUGUGUAUUAAAAACAAUAUAUAAGAACCAGGAUUUUGUUUGUUAUCUGUGUUUUUAUUUUGUAUUAUUAUCAUAUUUUUAUCAACAUCAAACACCUCCAGCUGACCAUCAUUUAAAUAUCAUCAUCACCACCAACCCCAUCAACACCAUAACCACCACAAGCAUCACCAUCAUCAUCAUCUCAUCAUCUUUGUGGUCAUCGUCAGUCCAACAACAAAUCAAAUUGUUCUUAAAAAAAAAAGUAAAUCAAAUUCAAAUCUCUUCCUCAUAGUGAAUCCAGAAUACGAAUAAAAGUUCAAGUGAAAAUCUUUGUUGUUUCCAUUUCCAUUCAUAUAUUUUUCUCUCUCUCUCAAUUCUUUGGGAUAUUAUCACCUUUUGAUUAUCAUCAUUUUAUCAUCAUUCUAUCAAUCAUCUUAUAUAUAUAUAUAAUAUUCUAAAGCCAAAUUCAAAGGAAAUUAUUUAAUUGUUGGGUUUUAAUUAAAAAAAUAAAACAACGAUAACAACGAAGAUGGAAACUGAAACCAAAAUGGAAACCGAAUCUACUAAAAACAUGGAAUCAGAAACUAAAAUGUUCAUCGGAGGCCUUAGUUGGCAAACUGCUCCAGAGAGCCUAAAAGAGUAUUUCAGCAAAUUUGGAAACAUAACCGAGGUCAUGGUGAUGAAAGAUCCAACAACUAGAAGAUCAAGAGGGUUUGGGUUUGUGACGUUUACAGAUUCCUCGAGUGUGGAUAAAGUUUUAGCGAAUGGACCUCACGAAUUGGAUGGUAAAAAGAUUGAUCCAAAAGUCGCGUUUCCAAAGAGAGCACAUCCGAAAAUGGUGACGCGGACGAAGAAAAUUUUCGUCGGAGGUCUUUCAGCACCAACAACACUCGAAGAUGUUAAGAACUAUUUUCUUCAGUUCGGUAGAAUCGAAGAUGCAAUGUUAAUGUUUGACAAACAAACGAAUCGCCAUCGAGGUUUUGGUUUUGUAACAUUCGAGUGUGAAGAUGUAGUUGAUAAAGUUUGUGAAAUUCACUUCCAUGAGAUUAAUAGUAAAAUGGUUGAAUGUAAAAAAGCUCAACCCAAAGAAGUAAUGAUGCCUAAUAGCGUAGCUCGAGGCCGUGGAGCGGGUCGAGGUGCCUAUGAUUUAGUAUGGCCCUUGGGUCCUAUCACUGAUGAUUCACUCAAGUCCUUGUCUCCUUCCACAUCAGUUCCCUUAUUUCCAGGAUUCCCUGGAGCCUAUGCUGGUUACGCAGGGCGUGGUGGUUAUCCAGGUUACCCUGGUUUCGGGUAUCCCUUUGCAGGCUUCAUUUCGGCCUGGUAUCCAGCUCCGGUCACAAGUCAACGUAGUUACGUUAAAUCAAUGGAAACCUCAACGGACUCAAUUCGACAGGAAUAGAGAAUAAGAGAGAAAGAAAGUGACAACAAUUAAUCCAAACAAUCAGUCAACAAUCAAGUGAUUAAAACGAAACAAACAAAAACUCACAAAUAUAAGACAAACACACAAUCAAAGGAUUUCCUUUAUUAUUUAUAUAUAUCAAGAUGAAAAACAAAAUAUUAAUAAUAAACAAGCAAACGAAUGGUGCAAAUAUCAUAUUAAUUAAUUAUAUACAAAAAAAAAUUGAUUAAUGACCAAAAGUUAACAAUUAACUUUACUUGAAAAAAAAACUCCCUGUCAAAAAAUCAACUGAUUGUAUUUUAUUUUUUUUCCUUGUUGUUGUAUGAUGAUGCUCAUGAUAAUAUAUAUUAAUGGUGACAAUUAACAUUGGGGUGUACAGUUGACAAGACUGACGACAAAUGCAGAUGAUUAUUAUAAUUGUUAAUUGUGAUGACAAGAUGAUUUAUCAUUCGUUAAAAUGGUUGCUCUCUCUCUCUCUCUCUCUCUCUUUGAUAAUCUAAA
Messenger RNA from Panonychus citri (citrus red mite), 2209 nucleotides. Its product is annotated as RNA-binding protein Musashi homolog Rbp6-like. Gene Ontology annotation, cellular component: cytoplasm. The coding region runs from base 839 to 1708 and encodes 289 amino acids. The transcript is spliced from 9 exons. Gene Ontology annotation, molecular function: RNA binding. The record is from RefSeq and is a predicted model, not a curated record. Lineage: Eukaryota; Metazoa; Arthropoda; Arachnida; Trombidiformes; Tetranychidae.